AUGAUGGAUGAAGUCUGUGAAACGUCAAAUGAUAGCUUUAAAGUGAAAGAAAGAACAACUUUUCCUUGUCAAACUGGUUGGGUUACGUUUGACGAACCAGACAAGGAGUCAAGAGUGAUUGAAUGUCCCGCUGAAGAAAAGCCUUCCGAAGAAAAUGGACGAUAUCUUUCACUUUUGGGUAAGUUUGACAUCGAAGCGUACGUACAUGGGCAGUUCAACGAUGUUAUCAAAGGAUUAUUUUUUGGUUAUCAAACUUUAAAUAUAGAAAGCCAUAUAAUUUGUCUACCUUAUCAUGUAGAAAAAAGGUAGAGGGAAACUCUUGCAAAAUAUUUGGAAUUUUUUAUUCCUUCUGGCACUUGACUUCUUCCCCAUAAACAGAAUCCCCCUUCCCUUAGCCACACCCCUCCCCACCUGCACCCACCGGACUGCAAGCAGUUCAUUUCAGGCAGUUGAGUCAAGGCUCUGGCCGUUUUGUGUGUGCUCAAUCUGCCCACUUGUGCGACCACUAUGCAGGGCUGUCAACCCCCGCCGUCUUCAAAUAUUGAGAAUUGAUAGGCAAGGGAUGAUAGAUGAUGUCAUAACGUACAGCACAUUACGUCAUUUGUGCCAAAAAUACUUAUUGACUCCAAUCGUCACAAAUUUGCGAUGACAUAAAACGCACAAAAAAGAUGUUGAUAACAUUGUAACAUUCAAUCUGAUUGGUGUACUUCCCACCAAUCUCAUUAUUUCUUACAUUUAUAUUACACUGGCACAUCAGACUGAUGUAUAUUGAUGUACGUUUGAUGUACUGUUAACAGUAAAAUAGCUCAAACAACUCAAAAUAUUUUAAACUUCAUUACUGGAAAGUCAAGUCUACAGGAAAUGGCAAACUUUGGCAAUUAUCUGGGAGGUUUCAGACUCUAAUCUAGAGACCGGUAGAUAUGGUCCAAAAUCGGGAGUCUCCCAGAUUAUAUGGGAGAGUUGACAGAACCGACUAUGAGAGACUGUUUGCAGUCUAUCACUUUGGUUCCUGACUUGUAUAUUAAUGGAAAGUGAAUUGGUAAAAAAUCCAGAGAUAUGGACUGAAAAAGAGUUUAAAAUAAGGCUGGUAAAUUUAAAUGAAAACAUUGUCUUUUUACCCACCUUGGAAAACACAAUAAAAGUGUUUCUUUAUUUCAGAGAAGGAAUUACAGAGACUGCAGGAAAAGAAAAGAAAGCCUUUAUCCUCAAAAGACAUGAUAAAGACAUUACAAGAAGCCAAGGAGAGUCACAUGAAGGAACUAAUGGACAACAGUGAACCAACAGGGUCUUUUGUUAUAGUUGAGAGUGAAAUGAAUGGAAAUUCUUGCUGUUUCCCAAUGUACAGAGCUUUGUUUCCCAAACAGCCCAUAAACAAUGAAGAACUUGAAUGCUUAGUUGAAGAUGAUGAUCAGCAGAACAGAUAA
Porites evermanni is the source of this 1424-nucleotide messenger RNA. The record is from the annotation of a GenBank genome assembly. NCBI's taxonomy places the organism in Eukaryota, Metazoa, Cnidaria, Anthozoa, Scleractinia, Poritidae.